AUGGCUGAGCUGAAAAUUUUGGCAGAAAAUGAACAGAAGACGACGACCCAGAAGACCCGAGCUUUUCUUUAUCAAAGGCUGUUGAUGGAAAGCAUCAAUGUUCCUGACUCUGGACCUCAACCCUCAACUCAAGAGGGACAUGGAGGACAAGCCCAAGGCACUGAGAAUCCUGCUCAGCAGCCUCAGGUUGCUUCUGCUGUUCCUGCAAAAAAGAGGAUGGUGGUUGAGUCUAGAUCUCUAGUCUGGCAUCACUUUGAAAAGAUCAAAAACUCUGAAAAUAUAGUGGUUCAAGGAAAGUGCAUUUACUGCCUGAAAGUGUUUUUCUGUGAGUCUAAGAAACAUGGCACAUCAUCUUUGAAAAAUCAUAUGAUGGCAUGCCUUAAAAAUCCUGUCUCAAAGGAUAUGAGGCAGUCCCUUCUCACAUUCAAUACUGUUUCAACUUCUGCAACAGAGGCUCCUGUGGGGGUUUUGGGGACUUGGGUCUUUAAUCAAGAAGCCAUUAGAAGGGCAUUAUGUGAGAUGAUCAUAAUAGAUGAACUCCCUUUUAGGUUUGUUGAGGGUCAGGGGUUCAAGAAGUUUAUUCUUGUAGCUUGUCCUAGGUUUCAGAUUCCUUCUAGGUGGACUAUUUCUAGGGAUAUCUACCAAAUCUUCCUAGAUGAGAGGUUGAGUCUUAAGAAGUUGUUUAGGGUGGGCACCCAAAGGUGGAGGCUUCAGAAAAAAAUCAUUUCCUUUGUCCCUGUUUCUUCUCCUAGGGGGGAGUAUAUUGCCAAAGCCUUAGAGAGUUGUCUGUUGGAGUGGGGGAUUAAAAAUGUGUUCACUGUGACAGUGGACAAUGCUUCUUCUAAUGAUACAUCUAUGGAAUUUUUUAAAAUUGUUCAAGAUGGCUUGAGGUUUGCAGAUGAGUCAGUUAAAAGGGUGAGGGAUGCAGUGAGAUGGGUUAGGAACUCACCUGCUAGGUUGAAUAAGUUCAGAGAACUUGCUGAACUCAUUGGGGAGGAAGCCAAAUCAGCUUUGCAGCUUGAUGUCCCUACAAGGUGGAACAGCACCUACCUUAUGCUCAACACUGCAAUUCAAUAUCAAAGUGUCUUUGACUCAUAUCAUCAAAAUGAUCCUUCUUUUUCUGUUGACUUGGGUUCUACACCUUCUUUCCUUGAUUGGGGGACUGUUGAAAGCUUAAUGAAGCUUUUGAAAACUUUUUAUGAAAUGACUGUGAGAAUAUCUGGUUCUCUUUAUGUCACUUCUAACACAUUCUUCUCUGAGAUCUCUGAUCUCAGUUGCAUGCUGGAAGAGAUGACUAAAGCUGAGAGAACUGAAAAGGCAAUGGGGACAAAAAUGAAAGAGAAGUUUGAUAAGUACUGGGGAGAUCCAGAAAAAAUGAACCAUAUCAUUUUCUUUGCCAAUAUUCUGGACCCUAGAGAUAAAGAGGAGUACAUGCCUCACCAGUUUAUCCAGUUGUAUGGAGAGGCCAAAGACAAAGAAUGUUUUGCCAAGGUCCAAAAUUCAAUGGUUGCAUUGUACAAUGACUAUGCAGCUACAUACUCUGACAGUUCAUCCUCUAACCAACAUGUCCAGUCUCAGCUUACUACUUGUACAGUUGGUAGGCCUGUCUCAAGGAUGAAUAGUGAACUUAAAAAAAAAAAGAGAUUGGAGAGUGGUGGUGGAAGCAGUAAGCAGACAGAGCUACAAAUAUACUUGAGUGAAAAUCUGGUUGAGGAUGAUGAAUCUGUGAGUUUUGAUGUUCUAAAGUGGUGGAAGAAUCAUAGUGAGAGAUUUCCAAUUCUCUCCAAAAUGGCUAGGGAUGUACUUGCAGUUCCUAUUUCCACAGUUGCAUCUGAGAGUGCAUUUAGUACAAGUGGGAGGGUGCUUGAUGCAUUUAGGAGUUCCUUGACUCCUAAAAUUGUGGAAGCUUUACUGUGUACCCAAGAUUGGUUGAGGUUACAUAAUCAGCCAAUCACACUUGAGGAAAAUUUAGAUGAGGUUGAAAGAUUGGAGAAAGAGUUACCCACUGGAGCUGGAACUACUCUACCAUCAAUGCUGCCAUCCAUUCCUGAAGAAGUGUAA
Molecule: messenger RNA, 2061 nt
Organism: Ipomoea nil (Japanese morning glory)
Lineage: Eukaryota; Viridiplantae; Streptophyta; Magnoliopsida; Solanales; Convolvulaceae
Product: zinc finger BED domain-containing protein RICESLEEPER 2-like
Exons: 7
Coding region: 1-2061 (686 amino acids)
Molecular function (GO): protein dimerization activity; DNA binding
Source: RefSeq, a predicted model, not a curated record